Messenger RNA from Prunus armeniaca (apricot), 3063 nucleotides. Lineage: Eukaryota; Viridiplantae; Streptophyta; Magnoliopsida; Rosales; Rosaceae. The record is from the annotation of a GenBank genome assembly.
AUGGCUUUGUCAGGCAUGCGAGGCCUCUCUGUUUUCAUCAGCGACAUUCGGAAUUGCCAGAACAAAGAGCAGGAGAGGCUCCGGGUCGAUAAGGAGCUUGGAAAUGUCCGUACACGCUUCAAAAACGAAAAGGGUUUGUCACCUUAUGAAAAGAAGAAGUAUGUUUGGAAAAUGCUUUACAUUUAUAUGCUGGGCUAUGAUGUGGAUUUUGGUCACAUGGAAGCAGUUUCUUUAAUAUCUGCGCCUAAGUAUCCAGAAAAGCAGGUUGGGUACAUUGUGACAUCAUGUCUGCUCAAUGAGAACCAUGAUUUUCUGAGAUUAGCGAUAAAUACCGUGCGCAAUGAUAUUAUCGGUCGUAACGAGACUUUCCAGUGUUUGGCAUUGACUAUGGUUGGGAAUAUCGGCGGAAGAGAAUUUGCGGAGUCAUUAGCACCUGAUGUUCAAAAGUUACUUAUUUCUAGCAGCUACAGACCACUUGUGAGAAAAAAAGCCGCACUAUGUCUAUUGCGCUUGUAUAGGAAAAAUCCUGAUGUUGUCAAUGUAGAUGGCUGGGCUGACCGGAUGGCACAACUUUUAGAUGAACGCGAUCUUGGUGUUUUGACAUCAUCUAUGAGCCUUCUAGUAGCCCUCGUAUCAAACCACCAUGAUUCUUACUGGAGUUGUCUUCCAAAAUGCGUUAAAAUAUUAGAACGGCUUGCUAGGAACCAGGAUAUUCCACAAGAGUACACCUACUAUGGUAUCCCAUCUCCCUGGCUUCAGGUUAAGACAAUGAGGGCUCUUCAGUAUUUUCCUACUGUUGAAGAUCCAAAUACCAGACGGUCAUUGUUUGAGGUCUUACAACGGAUAUUGAUGGGUACCGAUGUUGUUAAAAAUGUUAAUAAGAACAAUGCAUCGCAUGCUGUUCUCUUUGAAGCCCUUGCUCUUGUCAUGCAUCUGGAUGCUGAAAAGGAAAUGAUGUCUCAGUGUGUUGCACUGCUUGGAAAAUUUAUUGCUGUGCGAGAACCAAAUAUCCGAUAUCUUGGUUUGGAAAAUAUGACGCGCAUGUUAAUGGUGACGGAUGUGCAAGAUAUCAUCAAGAGACAUCAGGCUCAGAUCAUCACCUCAUUGAAGGAUCCAGAUAUCAGUAUUCGUAGGCGUGCUCUUGACUUGCUUUAUGGUAUGUGCGAUGUUUCAAAUGCAAAAGAUAUAGUUGAAGAACUAUUGCAGUAUCUUAGCACAGCGGACUUUGCAAUGCGUGAGGAAUUGUCACUUAAAGCUGCCAUUCUUGCCGAAAAAUUUGCCCCUGAUCUGUCAUGGUAUGUAGAUGUGAUUCUUCAACUAAUUGACAAAGCUGGAGAUUUUGUCAGUGAUGAUAUAUGGUUUCGUGUUGUGCAAUUUGUUACAAAUAACGAAGACUUACAGCCAUAUGCAGCAGCAAAAGCCAGAGAGUAUCUUGACAAACCUGCUAUACAUGAGACAAUGGUUAAGGUCAGUGCAUAUAUCAUUGGAGAAUUUGGCCACCUUUUGGCCAGACGGCCUGGGUGUAGUCCAAAGGAAUUAUUUAGCGUCAUACAUGAGAAGCUUCCUGCUGUAUCGACUUAUACUAUUCCUAUUCUUCUUUCAACAUAUGCUAAGAUCUUUAUGCACACUCAACCUCCAGAUGCAGAACUACAAAAUCAGAUUUGGGCAAUAUUCAACAAGUACGAGAGUUGCAUUGAUGUAGAGAUACAACAACGAGCUGCUGAAUACCUUGCCUUGAGUAGGAGAGGUGCAGCUCUUGUGGAUAUAUUGGCUGAAAUGCCUAAAUUUCCUGAGCGGCAGUCUGCAUUGAUAAAAAAGGCUGAAGAUACUGAGGUUGAUACAGCAGAACAAAGUGCUAUCAAGUUGCGGGCCCAGCAGCAAACAUCAAAUGCUUUGGUUGUUACUGACCAACGUCCUGCUAAUGGGACCCCACCUGUCAACCAGCUCGGUCUUGUGAAGAUUCCCAGCAUGAGCAGUAAUGCGGAUCACAAUUCAACCGACCAAGCGUUAUCUCAGGAAAAUGGUACUUUGAGUACAGUUGAUCCUCAACCUGCUUCAGCAGAUCUCCUUGGUGAUCUCUUGGGUCCACUGGCUAUCGAAGGCCCUCCUGGUACUGCUGUUCAAUCACAACCGAGUGUAAUCCCUGGAGUAGGAGGCGAUUCAAAUGCAGUAGAUGCCGCAGCCAUAGUGCCUGUUGGCGAGGAGCAAAAUUCUGUUCAGCCAAUAGGAAAUAUUGCUGAAAGAUUUCUUGCUUUGUGCUUGAAAGAUAGUGGUGUUCUAUACGAAGAUCCUAAUAUUCAGAUUGGAAUUAAAGCAGAGUGGCGGGUACAUCAAGGAUGUCUUGUUCUUUUCUUGGGAAACAAAAAUACUUCACCGCUUGUGUCAGUUCAGGCUAUAAUAUUGCCUCCCUCCCAUUUCAAAAUGGAGCUCUCACUAGUACCAGACACUAUACCUCCCAGGGCACAGGUACAAUGCCCACUUGAAGUUGUGAAUCUCCGUCCAAGCAGGGAUGUAGCGGUUCUUGACUUCUCCUACAAGUUCGGUAACAAUAUGGUCAAUGUCAAGCUUCGCCUCCCAGCUGUCUUGAAUAAAUUUCUUCAGCCUAUACCAGUGUCUGCUGAAGAGUUCUUUCCUCAGUGGAGAUCACUAUCAGGACCACCUCUGAAGCUUCAAGAAGUGGUUAGAGGUGUCAAACCAAUGCCACUUGCCGAGAUGGCAAAUCUACUUAACAGUUUGCGAUUGAUGGUUUGUCCAGCACUUGACCCAAAUCCAAAUAACCUUGUUGCAAGCACAAUGUUUUACUCAGAAAGUACACGGGCCAUGCUUUGCUUGGUUAGAAUAGAAACAGAUCCAGCAGACAGAACCCAGUUGCGUAUGACAGUUUCUUCAGGGGACCCUACAUUAACACUCGAGUUGAAGGAGUUCAUCAAGGAACAACUAUGUAGCAUCCCUACAGCCCCUCGUGCACCUGGACCAGUGUCACCAGCACAUCCAGUAGCUCAGCCAACCAGUCCGGCUGCAGCAUUAACGGAUCCCGGGGCUAUGCUAGCCGGUCUGCUGUGA